UUUCACGAGCGGCGAGGGAAAAACAUUUUGGAUCUGAGGGUACUACCUGGUCGUGGUUGGCUAUGACGUAAACAGCAGUAACCUAUGCGGAUUCCUUUGACUGCACUUCAAUUAAUAAAAAGGUAUACAAUGUUCGGCUCAUUAAAUUACGGUGUCGGCAAUAUCAAUUGCGAGUUGGCUGGAGCUGGUGGCAACUUGCCUCCACCUACGGUAGCCGUUUCCACAACAGCUUCCGCAGGACAAAACGAUUCUACGGGGGGAGUUAGUUCGCAGAUAGUAGGUCAAGCCUUAGGAGAAGUCAUGAGCGAGGCUACUACCGGUAGCUGUUACCAACAGCUGUCAAACAGCUAUGGGACGCCUUCCCUGCAGUUUUUGCAGCAACACACACUUCAGCAAAUGUACAACAAUCCUCAACAGGUGUAUAAUAUGGUGACACCGGCUGGUGGUCUUCAACUACAAAUGGGUACUCAGGUCCUCGUGUCAAACGUUCAGGGUCAGACGCAAUCGCACCAAGUUCACCAUACGCAGACCCAGGGGCAACAGCUUCUCGGGUUGGCGGAACAGUUUUUGAUGGACGACGCAACAACGGCAGCUACAAAUCAUUUUGUCGGGUCAAAUGCGAACGAGUUCGGUAUAAGCCUAAGCUUGUCCAAAGGAAAUACUUCACCAACACAAGAUAAGAUACAAAAGGGUAGUGGAACACCUCAUCAAUGUAACUUGUGUCGGCGAGAAUUUAAGAAGAGAAGCCUAUUAAGGAAGCAUGUGGCACUUAUGCAUGAAGGAUAUUCGCCUGGACAAUCAACUCAAACAGGUCCUACUCAACAGCGGCCGGUUCCAGUCCACUCGCGAUUGUGGUGCGUGGAGGCAGAGUGUGAAUUUCAAAGCGAAAACUGCGGAAAGCUUGCGCUUCAUUUGGAAGAGUCUCACGGCAAACGCCUAGAAAAAAUGAACGUUCGCCUUUCCUCGCUUCGCGAAUUUUUCAAAUGGAAAAAUAAUCUAGAGGAGACAAGUCGUGUGAAAUUUAUUCUGACGUCUGGCUCGAUUGUUCGCACUCAACCUGAUUCCGCAAAUUUUAUCUUCGAAUGCCAUCGAAGUGCCGCACUAGGAGCACAACAUCGGUUAAAACAAAAACAUAUGGGUGAAAAUAAAUUGGACGUAAUGGAAAAGGCCGUUCAAGAAAUCCUUCCAACUAACCUAAGUGUACCAGAAAGUCAAGAAGAAGAAAUUUACUUAUUGGAUAUUAUCGAAGAAAAUCUUAAAGAAUUUCAGGACCUUGAUGAAACAUCAGUGAGGAAAGGUCGGAACCGCACCUCCGGUUCAGCAGUAAUCCUUGGAGUGCCUUGCUGUGCUUAUAUUGAGAUUCAAGUAUCGCUGAUUAGCGGCGCAGUUGUCGCGACCGGCUGCAUCAGCCAUGCAGGACAUGAUCCAGAAGAGAAGAUAUUUCGUCCACCAGAUUGUGUCCUUGGCAAACUAAAAGGAAUGAUUGAGGCAGGCCAUAGCAAGGACGAGCUUUCUGCCGGAUUGAUGACAUGGACUAAACAUCAUCUGUCGGACGGUAGCUGGAAAUUGUUAGAUAGCAUGAGUUCAACGAAUAGCGACUUGUUUCUUCAUAUUCGAGCUUUGGUCAGAAAAAUAUUUGAGCACGUUUCAGUAAUUACCAGGUUAACGAGUGAACAUUAUUGGGUCGACUUUAUGGAAACACUGGCAGAAUUAUUUGAGGUCGAACGUCGUAUCGGAACUAUACGCAAAACUAUGGAUGCCAAACUUAAAGACACUGGAGGGGCACAUGAGGGUCGUGCUAAAGAACUGGCAGCUUUAGAAACAGAACUGUGUUACUUCGUACUUUGUUACGGCACUGAUCGGCAUCAACUGCGAAAGUUUCUGAAAUACGGGCAGGACUAUGCCGCGGAUUGCCGACUGGGUGACAUUCGAUAUCGCGCACAAUUUUCAAACGUGCUUGAAACCCCGAUAUAUGAUCCAUCAGCUGCUUUAUUUAAACAUAAUACGGAGUUAUCAGCUACCGCCGAUAGAUUGCAAAAGUUUGGUGAUUACAGUCAAAAAAAGAAAACUACGAGAGCCAGCAAAAACAUUUACCACCGGAAAUUAAUAGGUUCGGACGAUGACUCAGAAUACAAUUGUUGGUCUGAUGAAGAGCUUGAAGAUGUCAUUCCCCGAAGGUGGCCUCAACCAACACCCUCAAAGCCAUUAUCGACCUUAGAGGAAAAGCGGCUCGAAAAAAACCUUAAGCGAAAGCAGGUCCCGGUUCUGAAUGUGGAUCCGAUUCUUAAAGAGAAGAUUUUGGCAAUGAGAGUGAUGGCAGCAAAUGCGUAUGAUGAUAACGCGAAAAAAGAUGUUCAAGAGAAAAUCUCAGCAGGGGUGCUAAGAAAAAGAGGCCGUACGAAACGAGAAUCAACUUCAAAUGCUCAAAACGCAAAAAACAAACUACAUGCGAGGAAAGGCAAGAACACCAAGAUUGUCGGGGGCAAAAGAUUAAAGGCAAAACAGAAAUAUCAAAAGAAAAGACAAAAUCAUUGUGCGUCGAAUUCAAAUGAACGUGAUGCGCAAAGAGGCGAAAAUAAAGCUGGAGAAGAAAAAGAUAGCAAAGAGCCUAUUGAGUCCAGUAAAGGCUGCGGAAAGAGUAGCUCGAUUGGUUAUCGACGAAAGAAACCGAAAGCGUUAACAAAUGCAAAAGUUGCGAUUAGCAACGAAGAUAAUUGCGAACAAACGGAUGAAGUAACCGAGGAUAAUAUGGUACCAGCGCCGAUUGUUAUUCGAGAAAUCAAAAUGGAUGGACCGUCAGGUAAAAAGCCUCGCAUCGUCAAGAUUCUUGCGACAGAACCCGGUCAAUCGAUUGAUCAGGCCACGAUCGUGGUUGAAGCACCCCCUCAAACUCCACAACCUGGCCAUAUAGAGGGUAGCACAGCAAAAGAAGUCGCUAUCAAUGCUGAUAAUGCUAAACGUACGCCUAUGGUAUCGCUUUUACGUCAGGACGCGAAUCUGUUUACAGGUGGACGGAGUUUAUUAAAACCAAUGCCUACGAUUUCAUUGCUGAAACCACGAGAAAGGCUGUUUUCGUCACCAAACAAAACCAAUAGCAUUCAAACAAAAAGCUCACUAACACACGCGCUGCCAAACGGUGACAAUUUUUUUGAGAGAGAGCUCUUACAAAAUUUUGACGAAAGCGCGCUUCAAAUACCUCAGCUACACCGAAUUAUUGAUGAGUAAUGAGCAAUGGAUUUUUACAGAAAACUCUCUUAAUUACCUUAAACUAUUUAAGUCUUGUUCACGAAUAAUUUAAUCUAUUCUGGACUGUCUGUGUAUAAGCGAAAAGUAAAAAUAUUUUAAGAGUCAGCACUCAUAAUGUAUAUAUUUGUAUAGUGUCUUGUGAAUGUGAUAAGUAGAUAUUUUCGUCAGCUGAAAACUUUGGCUCAAGCUGAAGUUUUGAAAUGCAUUGGCUUUUUUUCCAAGCCAGAUAAAUCGCAUAGUUACUUAUAGUACAAAAACAUAUAGUUGGAUAUGGCUAAUCACAAAAUCUGCUGAAUCGAGCAUGUGUAUUGAGGCGCUAAGAUAAAUCUAAAUGAUAGAAAUCGACUGUUCUCCGCUUUUACUAAUAAAACUGCUACAUAAUAAGAUUAAAGCCUCUAAAUUUGCUGAGCGUUUUAAAGCCGACUAGACACGAAUAAAAACGAAGGUAUCUAUAGGUGUUGUGGUAUU
Molecule: messenger RNA, 3714 nt
Organism: Varroa destructor (honeybee mite)
Lineage: Eukaryota; Metazoa; Arthropoda; Arachnida; Mesostigmata; Varroidae
Source: RefSeq, a predicted model, not a curated record